AUGGGUUCAUGCACCUCAAAAGACCCUGCACAAGGCGGUAGUAAUUCCAAACCAGCUAAGUCAACUCAAGUGAGACGACAAGAACAAUCACAGGCUGUUAUUAAUCAGCAAUCGCAAAAUCCUUCAUCAUCUAAUCUACAUUCAGCCCAACAACAGCAACUGACUGGAUCUACUAAUGGACAUGAAAAAUCCAAUGGCUCUACUCUAGAUAACAAUGGACAAUCGGCAUUAAGUCUGACUAAUCAACAAAAUACGGGUAUUCCCAAUAAUGGCGGAAUGGCCAAUGGCACAGUGACAACUACUCCUAAUGGCAACGGCACAAUUUCCAAUGGCCAAACUGUCAACCCAGUUGAUGCCGCAGCCAAAUCAAACACAGAACACGAGGUCAAGGUAUUACUUUUGGGAUCCGGAGAAAGCGGUAAAUCCACAAUUGUAAAGCAAAUGAAGAUUUUGCAUCAAAAUGGAUAUACUCAAGAGGAAUUGUAUGAAUAUAAACCGUUUAUUUACAAGAAUGUCAUGGAUUGCAUCAAGAACGUCAUUAACGCUAUUAUUGACUUAGACCCGGAGUUGAUUAAACCGAAAGAAGGGGGUGUUAAUGAUGUCGGUGCUGGUGCUGGUACCACACCAACCGAAACCCAAGAUGCCCCAGAAGUUGUGAAUGGAACCUGGCGCAAGCAUGUACUUGACUACGAUUCUUUGAAUGAAGUAUUGGACUACGAAAUUUUGCUUGAUGGAACCAACGAUGCCGUAUUUGAUCCUUCAAUAGCGGAAAAAAUUGAACGAAUUUACAACACACCUGAAGUUAAAGACUUUAUGAUUCAUAAACAAGGACAAUUUUAUCUUAUUGAUUCUACAGAAUAUUUCAUGACAAAUUUGAAACGCAUUGCACAACCCGACUACGUGCCAUCUACAACCGAUGUGUUACGUACCAGAAAAAAGACAUCCGGUAUAUUUGACUUCGUUUUCGAUAUGGGCAAUGAUCUCCACAUUCACAUGUUUGAUGUUGGCGGACAACGAUCAGAACGUAAGAAAUGGAUUCAUUGUUUUGAUAAUGUUACCUUGAUCAUAUUCUGCGUCUCGCUUUCUGAAUAUGAUCAAGUAUUGUUGGAAGAAAAUAAUCAAAACCGGUUAGAAGAAAGUAUUGCGCUAUUUGAUUCAGUUGUUAAUUCCAGAUGGUUUGCCAGAACUAGUAUUGUGUUGUUUUUGAACAAGAUUGAUGUCUUUGCUGAAAAAUUACAAUAUUCGCCUUUGGAGACCCAUUUUCCUGAUUACACUGGGGGUAAUAACAUUAAUAAAGCGGCAAAGUAUAUUCUUUGGCGAUUUAAUCAAGUGAAUCGAUCAGGAUUGAAUAUUUAUCCUCAUGUUACUCAAGCCACCGAUACCAGCAAUAUCCAGUUGGUGAUGGCUGCUGUAAAGGAGACGAUCAUGGAAAAUACAUUAAAAGAUAGUGGACUUAUAUAA
Messenger RNA from Lodderomyces theae, 1461 nucleotides. It is a transcript of the gene GPA2, whose product is annotated as guanine nucleotide-binding protein subunit alpha. Lineage: Eukaryota; Fungi; Ascomycota; Pichiomycetes; Serinales; Debaryomycetaceae. The coding region runs from base 1 to 1461 and encodes 486 amino acids. The transcript has a single exon. Gene Ontology annotation, cellular component: heterotrimeric G-protein complex. The record is from RefSeq and is a predicted model, not a curated record. Gene Ontology annotation, molecular function: G protein-coupled receptor binding; GTPase activity; GTP binding. Gene Ontology annotation, biological process: adenylate cyclase-activating G protein-coupled receptor signaling pathway.